AUGUCUUUAUUUGACCCUUUAGGACUACUGGCCUCUCUUAUAAUUCAGGCAAAAAUAUUGAUACAGGAUAUUUGGAAAGAAGAAACACAGUGGGACGAAAAAGUGUCAGCAGAAAUAACUAAACAAUGGAGCGACUGGGAAGAAGAAGCCUGGAUAAAGACAGAUGCUAGAAAGUAUCAUCCAUUUGUAGCUUAUCGAAUCGCGAAAAUUUUGGACUCUACUGCAACAACUGACUGGAGAUGGGUACCUACUCGCGAGAACGUUGCCGACGACGCUACAAGGAGCAAAGGACAGGAAGAACUUCAGGAUUCAAGUAUAUGGUACCAAGGACCUGGUUUUUUGAGACUGCAAGAAUCAGAGUGGCCUGUGCAGAAGACGACCGAUAAAUUGACCACCGAGACCAUGAAAGAGAUGAAGAAGGAAUUCUGUUGUGUACUUCAUUUGGAAGAGCCAGUGAUCCACAGUCACAAGCAAUCCCAACAAGAAUCAUUUCCAACAGAAUGGAACGCUCUAAAAUCGACAAAAGAAAUUCCAACAACAUCAAAGAUUUUCUUAUUGCCUCCUAUUUUUAAGGACGAUGUUAUCUGCUUGAACGGAAGGAUAACACAUAAGGAUGGCUCAACUUAUCAGCCGAUCAUACUGCACAAGGAUAACAACUUAGUUAAACUGUUGAUCCAACAUUACCAUCAAAGAGCAGGACAUCAUGUAAGAGAAAGAGUCGUCAACGAUCUUCGAGAACUAUUCUGGAUGACAAACAUUCGUUCUGGUGUCAGACGAUCUUGGAACGUCUGUUUACUCUGCAAGCAUAGACGAACGAAUCCCAUGGACCCAAGAAUGGCACUAUUACCCUUACCUCGACUUCAACGCAAUAUCGCUGCUUUCACGGAUACUGGUGUGGAUUAUUUUGGACCUAUGCUAGUAACAAUAGGACGUCGACGAGAAAAACGAUACGGAGUAUUAUUUACUUGUUUGACCGUACGAGCCGUCCAUGUAGAAAUCGCGGCGUCGCUUGACACCGACUCCAUGUUAAUGGCUUUACGACGCAUGAUGACGAGGUUUACCUCGCGAGACGAGAUAGACCUAAGCGCAUUUAUUCAGACUAAGGCCCAGAUGGUGUAUCCUAGCAGGUCCUAA
This is a messenger RNA of Leptopilina heterotoma, 1134 nucleotides long. RefSeq lists its product as uncharacterized. Lineage: Eukaryota; Metazoa; Arthropoda; Insecta; Hymenoptera; Figitidae. The transcript has 3 exons. The coding region runs from base 1 to 1134 and encodes 377 amino acids. Gene Ontology annotation, molecular function: nucleic acid binding. The record is from RefSeq and is a predicted model, not a curated record.